This is a messenger RNA of Dissoconium aciculare CBS 342.82, 1855 nucleotides long. Its product is annotated as adenosylhomocysteinase. Gene Ontology annotation, molecular function: adenosylhomocysteinase activity. Gene Ontology annotation, biological process: L-methionine cycle. The transcript has 3 exons. Gene Ontology annotation, cellular component: cytosol. Bases 80 to 1510 code for a protein of 476 amino acids. The record is from RefSeq and is a predicted model, not a curated record. Lineage: Eukaryota; Fungi; Ascomycota; Dothideomycetes; Mycosphaerellales; Dissoconiaceae.
CUCUUGUUCGAUUUCUCUUGAACAAGUGACUUCAUCUUCUAUCCAUCCCUUCUCCUUCAUUCACAUCACAACCGACAAAAUGGCUGCCCCAGCUCAACAGUUCAAGGUUGCCGACAUCAACCUCGCGGCCUUCGGCCGUCGCGAGAUUGACCUCGCCGAGCAGGAGAUGCCCGGUCUCAUGGCCACCCGUGCCAAGUACGCUCAGGACCAGCCGCUGAAGGGUGCCCGCAUUGCCGGUUGCUUGCACAUGACCAUCCAGACUGCUGUCCUCAUCGAGACCCUCGCGGCUCUCGGCGCUGAGAUCACCUGGUCAUCCUGCAACAUUUUCUCCACCCAGGACCACGCCGCUGCCGCCAUUGCCGCCGCCGGUAUCCCCGUCUUCGCCUGGAAGGGUGAGACUGAAGAGGAGUACAACUGGUGCUUGGAGCAGCAGCUCAACGCCUUCCCAUCGGGCAAGAAGCUCAACCUCAUCCUCGAUGACGGUGGUGACUUGACCGCCUUGGUUCACACCAAGUACCCCGAGCAACUCGAGGGCUGCUACGGUGUCAGCGAGGAGACCACCACUGGUGUCCACCACCUCUACAAGAUGUUGAAGAACGCUGGCAAGGCCAACGGUCUUCUCGUCCCUGCCAUCAACGUCAACGACGCUGUCACCAAGAGUAAGUUCGACAACCUUUACGGUUGCCGUGAGUCUCUCCUCGACGGUAUCAAGCGUGCCACCGAUGUCAUGAUCGCUGGUAAGAUCUCCGUCGUUGCCGGUUUCGGUGAUGUCGGCAAGGGUUGCGCCGAGGCCCUCCGCAGCUUCGGUUCCCGUGUCCUCGUCACUGAGAUUGACCCCAUCAACGCCCUCCAGGCCGCCAUGGCCGGCUACGAGGUCGUCACCAUGGAGGAGGCUGCUCCUCGUGCUCAGAUCUUCGUCACUACCACCGGUUGCCGUGACAUCAUCGUCGGCAAGCACUUCGAGGUCAUGCGCGAGGAUGCCGUCGUUUGCAACAUUGGUCACUUCGACAUUGAGAUCGACGUCGCCUGGUUGAAGGCCAACGCCAAGGAGGUCGUCAGCAUCAAGCCUCAGGUCGACCGCUUCACCAUGUCCAACGGACGUCACAUCAUCCUCCUCGCCGAGGGUCGUCUCGUCAACCUUGGAUGUGCCACCGGCCACAGCUCUUUCGUCAUGUCCUGCUCCUUCACCAACCAGGUCCUUGCCCAGAUCAUGUUGUACACUGCCGGCAACAAGGAGUUCUCCAAGAAGUACAUCGAGUUCGCCCGUGCCGCCGAGGCCGACGAGGUCACCGAGGGUCCCGUCCUCAAGAAGAAGGAGGCUGAUGUCAAGACUUCCGUCGACCGUCUGCCCGUCGGUGUCUACGUCAUCCCCAAGAUCCUCGACGAGCAGGUCGCCCUUCUCCACUGCGAGCACGUCAACGUCCACCUCACCAAGAUGACCGACGUCCAGGCCGAGUACAUGGGUCUCCCCAUCGAGGGUCCCUUCAAGAGCGAGAUGUACCGAUACUAGAUGUUUCCUCUUUGUACUUUUCUUUUUUUGUGAUGGGGUGCACUUGACGUCUAUUGGCUAGGAAUUCAACACUGGCAUUCGGAAUGAUACCAUAUACCAAAACGGGGGGUUUGUCUUCAACGGCAGGGGCAUUGUUCCACGAACGCCAAAAGCAUUGUAUGGCGCUCAAGGCGUUGUUUGAGGGAAGGAUAUUCCCCAGGGAUCAAUUCAGUCUUCUCGCUAUUCCUCCGAUGGGUGGAGAUGAGAAGGUUAUCACGUUGAUCUCGCUUCAACAAAGGCUCUUUUCGGGCUUGAGAUCUAGAUAGCAUAACAUUAAAUCAUGAGAAUAAUUGAUCAUCUCGAAAA